CGCAGUUGGUGUUAUUGUGACUGUCGGGCCGCAGCCCCGGAUGUUGUGGCUGCCGGCAGAGAUGGCUUAUGCAGAGGGGGUGGCUGCGGCCCCAGGCCCUUCAUCGGGACCUACUUUUAGGGGCCGCUUUGCCAUGUCAGGCUCCAGCGAGCGGGAUCAGCAGGUGGAGGCGGUGCAGCAGGCCCUGGUGGAGGUGCUGGGGCCUUACGAGCCUCUGCUGAGCCGGGUGCAGGCAGCUCUGGUGUGGGAGCGACCAGCCAGGAGCGCCCUGUGGUGUCUGGGGCUGAACGCGGUGUUCUGGUUCUUUGCACUGACAUCCCUUCGUCUUGUGUUUUUACUUGCAUUCAGCUCAAUGAUCAUUGUGUGUAUAGAUCAAUGGAAGAACAAAAUUUGGCCUGAAAUAAAAGAGCCAAGACCCGACGCAUUAGACAAUGAGAGCUGGGGUUUUGUGCACCCUCGGUUGCUCAGCGUGCCCGAGCUCUGCCACCAUGUAGCUGAAGUCUGGGUUAGUGGGACCAUUUUCGUAAGGAAUCUUUUGCUUUUCAAAAAGCAAAACCCAGGCAAGUUCUGCUUGUUAAGCUGUGGGAUACUGACCUUUCUGGCCGUCUUGGGCCGCUACAUUCCUGGGCUCCUGCUGUCCUACUUAAUGCUUGUUUCUGUCAUAAUGUGGCCCCUGGCUGUGUACCAUCGACUGUGGGAUCGAGCAUAUGUUCGGCUGAAGCCGGCUCUGCAGCGGCUGGACUUUAGUGUUCGUGGCUACAUGAUGUCCAAGCAGCGAGAGAGACAAUUACGCCGCAGAGCUCUACACCCCGAGCGUGCCGUGAAUGAUGAUAGUGACAGUGAAGAGGAGCUCGCUGCCUUCUGUCCACAGCUGGAUGAUUCUACUGUUGCCAGAGAACUGGCCAUCACAGACUCUGAGCACUCAGAUGCUGAGGUCUCCUGUACAGAUAAUGGCACCUUCAAUCUUUCACGAGGCCAAACACCGCUAACAGAAGGCUCUGAAGACCUAGAUGGCCACAGUGAUCCAGAGGAAUCCUUUGCUAGAGACCUUCCAGACUUCCCUUCUGUUGUGGAUCCUGCUGGCCUAGAUGAUGAGGAUGACACCAGCAUUGGGAUGCCCACUUUGAUGUACCGUUCUCCACCCGGGGCUGAAGAGCCUCUGGCAUCAGCUACCAGCCAGGACGAGGCUACACUGCCAGAACUCCUGCUUGGUGCCUUACCUGCAGGAUCGAACCUCACCAGCAACCUUGCCAGCCUGGUUUCACAGGGGAUGAUCCAGCUGGCCCUGUCAGGGGCUUCCCAACCCGGCCCUUCUGCCCCACCUCCCCGGAGAAUAACAAGAGGCUUCUCCCAGGCCCCCAGUUCAGACAUGGACACUGAUGCUGAGGGGGAUGACUUUGAACUUCUGGACCAAUCGGAACUGAAUCAGCUGGACCCUUCCAGUUCCAGGAGCCACUGAAACAGGGACACAUUCGGGGGGGGGGAGGGGUCACUGGUUUAGAUUUCUCCCCAUCCCACAUAAGGUGAAGGGGCAUGGGAAGAACCCAGGUGGCACCUCCUGAAUUAUAUUUGUAUGCUGAGUGGCCUAGCUGGUUCUCAGAGGCCUGCCGAGAGAGCACACUCACUCCCCUGCCACCAGUUGGACACCCAUUCCUGAGCUUAGUCACUGAAGUGAGAGUGCGCUCCCCCAAGAGACUUCUCCAUCUGCAUGGAACUUACGGGAAGCAAAGUCAUCAGCGAUGUUGGUUCCCUUUGAGGGAGUGCUACUGCUUGCUGCUAGGUAUGGGUGUUUGGGGGGGGGGGGGGUCCUCAGUGAUAGAAGCACCCUUCCUCUUUCUUCCUCCUUUUAUUGCUUCCCUUGAGCUCCAAAAGUCACCCAGCAGCUGGAAGAGUUACUUCAUCAUUCUCUUUUGCUAAGCCAUGCUUUGAUUCUUUGUUUUCCAAGCAAACUUCUUUGAUUCUUAAGAGCAAGCCUUCUUCCUCAGAGCCAGACCAUCCUCAUUUCUUGAGGCCCAACUGCUGUGCUUCAGAAUAUUGCCAGUGAGAGUUAUGAAAUGUGAACACGAUGUGGAGUGGGCUUCCUCUAUAUGCCAUUGGGCCUUGGGGUCAGCUGGUUAAGAAUGUGGUGCCUCCGUAUCGUAUGGUCUCACUGAAUCUGCUGGAGCCAUCUGGAAGUUAUCUGGAAGAUAACUUCUGGAGUUAUCUUUGGUGCUGCUAACCCCUGGCUGCAUUUGACCAUCAACUUGAGCAAUGAACAAAGCAAUACCGUAUCUAUCCCUAUGUUCCUCUUCCUUCCCCUGCUCCUCCUUCGGAGAAGCAAUAACUCCAUGGGGGAUGUCAGAGUAGCACUUUACAAAUUGUUCAGUGGCAUUUAUCCCAGAAGCCACCAAGCUCUUAUACCAGCUCUUCUAACUCCUUUUCCAGCUGCUUCCCCCUGCUCAACUUGACAAGGUCUCCUUUAAUGAUGAGCCCACUUGUACGAAUAUGUCUGUAAUUCACAAAGAUCUCUCUAAGGAGGUAUCUGCUUUACUACCCCUAACAAAAUCAUGUGAGACAAAAA
Messenger RNA from Erinaceus europaeus (western European hedgehog), 2560 nucleotides. RefSeq names its product reticulophagy regulator family member 3 (gene RETREG3). The coding region runs from base 41 to 1459 and encodes 472 amino acids. The record is from RefSeq and is a predicted model, not a curated record. NCBI's taxonomy places the organism in Eukaryota, Metazoa, Chordata, Mammalia, Eulipotyphla, Erinaceidae. The transcript has 9 exons. Gene Ontology annotation, biological process: reticulophagy.